GAAUGGUAACUAAGGUGUGGCACCCAAAUAUAUCAACAAACGGCAAAAUAUGUGUGGAUAUAUUGAACGAGAAAUGGAAGCCAGGUAUGACACUACUAGAGCUCUUGGAAGGCAUGCAGGGCCUCCUAAGGGCUCCAAACCCUGACUCUCCUCUGAGUAUGGACGCGGCUGCUAUGAUGAAGCUAGUUGACCAGACAAUGUAUCUGUCUACUUGUGUGGCGUACACGUAUACUUUUGCAUUUUGUAUGUUGUUUUCAGUCCUAAUGUUGCCCCCUGUGAAAUAGCUGUUUUAAAGUAAUUAUUUUUAAGAAUAUGCAUACUUUUCCCUCAAUGGCCCUUUAGAUCUCUUUUAUUAAAUGAUGAAAUCUGUUUUGAAAAUUUAAUUGAUCUCUAUAUUUAA
Molecule: messenger RNA, 400 nt
Organism: Frankliniella occidentalis (western flower thrips)
Lineage: Eukaryota; Metazoa; Arthropoda; Insecta; Thysanoptera; Thripidae
Exons: 2
Coding region: 3-284 (93 amino acids)
Source: RefSeq, a predicted model, not a curated record